AUGCUACAGGACAGGCUGUGCAAGGUCGCAGAUUGGUGUGAGGAAUACAAGGUGGUCAUCAAUCCAGACAAAGCACAGGUCAUCUGGUGCUCACUCAACAACCGUAUUGUGAAAGAUUCUACCCCUGAAAUUGUGUUUGACCACGUUCUCAUAGACAGACAGCAUGAGCUGAAGUACCUGGGAAUCACUCUGGACAGGACACUUUCGUUCCGAAGACAUAUUGACAAUGUUGCUGUCAGGGCUCAGAAAGGCAUCAAUCUGGUGGUUCUGUCAGUCAUAGACUAUGGGCUGGGCAUCCUCUCCCUGUCCAAGACUCAGAUAGACAGGUUGGAGAGAGUAAAGAAUGCAGCUAUGAGGGCCGUUCUAGGUUGCACAAAGGACACCCAUGUUGUCUGUAUGAGAUACACCCUUGACCUGGCCAGCAUCAGAGUGAGGCAUAAGGUGGCACAGGCAAAGCUGUACUUGAAUGUUUUGGGAGACCCGAGGCACCCUUUGCAUGAAAACCAGGGCAGCAUCAAAGGAAACAGGAUCAAACGGGGCAGCUCAUGGUUGGCAGAAGCAGAAGACUCCUUGAGGAAAGAUUUCUUCAUGGAACUCCUAAAUGAACUCAAACAGAUGAAUGUGCUGACAGAAACCCUGCAGCCUGAGACCAACAGCGAUUUUUUUGAAGUCACGCUUGAUGUGGCCGAAGGCAUAAAGGCAGCUGAUGGCACGGCGCUGUUCAAAAGUCACGUGAAAACAUUCUCCAAGAGGAAAGGUUAUGUUGCUUCCUUUAUGUCAAAGGUAGAUAAAACAGCCUACUUCGGGAUUGGACUGCACUUCAACCAUUCUCUUUGGACGUUGGAUGGGGCAAAUAUGCUACUUGACGACUCAAACGAACACCAGGUUUAUCUUGAGUGA
Messenger RNA from Aplysia californica (California sea hare), 900 nucleotides. RefSeq names its product type-1 glutamine synthetase 1-like. Bases 1 to 900 code for a protein of 299 amino acids. Gene Ontology annotation, molecular function: glutamine synthetase activity. Lineage: Eukaryota; Metazoa; Mollusca; Gastropoda; Aplysiida; Aplysiidae. The transcript has 5 exons. The record is from RefSeq and is a predicted model, not a curated record. Gene Ontology annotation, cellular component: cytoplasm; membrane.